Hyaloscypha bicolor E is the source of this 3000-nucleotide messenger RNA. Its product is annotated as cysteine proteinase. Gene Ontology annotation, cellular component: cytoplasm. The transcript has 3 exons. NCBI's taxonomy places the organism in Eukaryota, Fungi, Ascomycota, Leotiomycetes, Helotiales, Hyaloscyphaceae. Gene Ontology annotation, molecular function: calcium-dependent cysteine-type endopeptidase activity. Gene Ontology annotation, biological process: proteolysis. The coding region runs from base 1 to 3000 and encodes 999 amino acids. The record is from RefSeq and is a predicted model, not a curated record.
AUGUCUUCGGACGUCGAAACGAGCGACUCGGAGCGGGACAGAAGCAAACCACCCCCAGCACCUUUCUCCAGCAGCAAAUCGAAGUCCAAGAAGAAACGAAAGCCUCUCCCACCCCAAGAGACCAUCAACAAGAUAUGGUCACGCUUUUCGGCGCAGAAGUUCAGCAAGGCGACAGUUAUCCUUCCUUUCGCAUCUCAGUCUGCACAAAACCGCGAUGCAUCCAAACCUCCGAAACCUCCCCAACCCGAGCGAAACAACCUUCUCGUCUCCGAAGAUUACGAAAGAGCCGUGCAAGAAUGCCGGGCGAGGGUCAAGAAACUUAUAAAGGAAUGCAAGAGAGUUAAUAUGCGCUACCGCGAUCCGGACUUUGAUAUUGAUUGGGAUUUGAAAUGGGGGAAAGGAUAUUGCCUCAACAGCCUUGGAGACAAUAAGUUUGAAAUCGAUGGACCAGCUUUUUCCAACCCGACAUCGAACUCCCCCAAAGCUGUGAAGAGGGUUCACGAAAUAUUCGACAAGCCCACUUUCUUAAAGGAUAAGGUCGUACCUAGCGAUGUCAAGCAGGGGUCUAUAGGAGACUGUUGGCUGAUGGCUAGUUUGACGGCGCUGGCGAAUAUGGAUAUUGGAAUCAACCGGAUCUGCGUUGAAUGGGACACCAAAAUUGGCAUAUACGGUUUCGUAUUUCACCGAGACGGCGAGUGGAUCCAAGUUAUCAUCGAUGAUAAACUCUACUUGAAAUCACCGGAUUGGGACUCGCCAUCCGUCCAGCGCCAUCUAUUAGAACAGACUGAUAGAGAGGACGUUGAGACAGAGUAUCGGAAGACUUAUCAGACAGGAUCUCAGUCCUUGUUUUUCGCCCAUUGCCGAGAUUCAAACGAAACUUGGCUGCCUCUACUUGAGAAGGCUUAUGCCAAAGCUCACGGAGAUUAUUCUAGCUUGAAUGGUGGAUGGAUUGGUGAAGGGGUCGAGGACCUUACUGGCGGAGUAACGACCGAGCUGUUAACAUCCGAUAUCCUGGAUAGGGAUGAAUUUUGGGACAAUGAGAUUGUGAAAGUCAACAAAGAAUUUCUCUUCGGUUGCUCAACUGGCCUCCUCGAUGGAGGAUACGGCAGCAGAGAUGGUAUAUCCGAAUGCCAUGCCUACGUCAUUAUGGAGGCUCGAAAGUUGUCAACUGGACAACGAUUACUCAAACUUCGCAAUCCGUGGGGGAAGGGAAAGAAAGGGAAUUGGGAAGGAGCUUGGUCCGAUGGGAGCAAGGAAUUUACCCCGGAAGCCCAACGGGAACUGAACCAUAAGUUCGGUAAUGACAGCGUAUUCUGGAUCUCGUACGAAGAUCUUCUACGCAAAUAUCAGCACUUCGAUCGGACUCGACUCUUCAUGGACUGUCCCAAUUGGCGAAUAACCCAGAAAUGGAUUAGCGUCGACGUACCUUGGAAGGCCGAGUUCGAGCAAAAGUUCAAGAUCGUAUUGAUGAAGGAAUCGCCUGUCGUACUGGUAUUAAGUCAACUUGACGACCGCUAUUUUGAAGGCUUGCAAGGACAGUACACGUUCAGACUACAGUUCCGACUCCACGAAGUAAACUCGCCUGGAGAGGAUGACUACAUUGUUCGAAGCCACGGCAAUUACUUGAUGGAGCGAAGCGUCGUCACAGAGCUUAAGAGCUUGAAAGCUGGCACAUAUACGGUCUUUGUCAUGGUGGUGGCUGAUCGAAACACAAGCCGGUCCGCAGUGGAGGACAUUGUGAAAUCGCAGUGUCGGAGAAGAGUCGACAAUGAAAAGCUGGCUCAGGUGGGCAUGUCAUAUGAUAUUGCUCACAACAAGGGUGCGGCAUAUACGACGUCGAAAGCAGCUGCUAGAAAAGCCCAUAACAAGGUCAAGGCUCGAGAGUCUAGAAUCGCGACGAGGAGAAAGAACUGGGAGCGGAGACAGCUUAGCCGCGAGAUUGUAAGGAAGCAAGACAAGAAGAACCGAGAGAAGCGCGAGCAGAAAGAAGCGAAGAAUGUGGCCGAGGCUAAAGCCAAGGAGGAGAAGGAGCCGAAAGACAAAGCUAUCCAAACGGAUGAUAUCAAAGAAGUGGCUCUUGAAAUGGAGGACAAGGGAAUACAAACUGAGGACCGAAGCGCAUCGAGCGCCGAGUCCGACAAGACGGCUAUCCCGCCAAUAUUAGAGGCAGCGAACGAGACCGAUAAAGGGGUCCAGACCGACUACUUCUCCGCGUCCGAGUCUCCAGAUACUCCCGAGACACCAAAAAGCAGCUCAGUUGCAGGCUCCACAAGCCCGGUAACUCGAAUUCCGCGAAUGUAUCAUGGAGGUCCGCCUCCUCCCCCGCCUCCACAAUACAGAUCCGGUCGGAAGGGAUCCGUACCCGGUUAUACCCGUGGAGCUUCUCAACGCCAGCAGUACAUUAUUUCGGAUGGCGAGUCCAGUGCCAGUCCGAUAUCUGACUUCGAUGAUAUGUACAGCGACGAUGACCCCACGUUGAAGCCCAGAACUAUCAACACUACGGGUGCCUUACCCAAGUCGAAGGGCAAAGAUUCCGAUGAUGAAGAUGGACCUGAGCCUUGGAAUGCUGUUUGCAUCGUGGGAUUCAGAGUGUACAGCAAGGAUGAACACUUAGAAGUACGGAUUUCUGAGGAUGGUGAUGAUGAAACCGAGAUGGGAGAAACUUUGGCCCGAGAAGAUGAAGGUGGUGAAGCUGACGUUGAAGAUGGCGGAGAUGAGGUGAAAAGUGGAGAGAAAGAUGGCAAAAAGGAUGAUGAGAAUAUCCCCGAAACCAAGGUCGAUAAAUCGGACGAAAGCAGUCUGCCUAUUAAGGCAAAAGAAGAUGAACGACUCAUCUUGGUCGACGACGAGAAGAAAGCUCUUGCACUGGGCGCUGCAGAAACCUCCGCCACUACUGAGAAUAAUUUCGAAGCGGAAGUCGGCAAAACAGCACCUGUCGAAGAAAUAUCGACAGUGGCAGCGAGUAAGGAGAAAGAAAAGCAGGCUACUGCAGCUUCGUGA